GACUGAGGGAGAGAGAAGAGAAGAGCGCAUUUGCUUUAUUUUUGAAAAAAACGCUCUCAAAUUUCAAAUUUCACUUCAACGUUCGUUUCUUCUUCACAAUACAACAAUCCAAACCCUAACAUUUUCCCAAACGCGAUUUCCCAAAAUCGAUUCCUAACAUAAUCCAUUCUACGAAGCACUUCAUGUCUUCCCGGAACCAGAAUCGGGCACCAAGCCCCUCCAACAUGCAGAAAAAAGGGGGAGGUGCUGAAGAAAAUAAGCGUAGAAGGAUUGGUGGUGAAAGAAUGGUCGUACAGGGUAGAGGUAGGGCUCCAUUAGGUUCACUCAACAACAGAUCAGACGCUAAUGAUGGUGCCGGUGGCGGUGCAACCGAGGGAUCUGAGCCAAGCAUCAUUGAAUUCACCAAAGAGGAAGUAGAAGCUUUAUUGACUGAGAAGAUGAAAAAGGGGAAUCCCCUUGAUACUAAGAAAAAAAUGGAGCAGAUGGUGGAUCUUAUUAAGCGACUUAAAAACUGCGUUAGAUGGUUUAAGGUAGUUGAAGAAGGGUAUAUUAAAGAAAAAGAAAAGCUUCAGACAGAUCUAGAAUCUGCCGAGAAAAAAUGCGUUGAUACUGAGAAUGAGAUGAACAUGAAGAUAGCAGAAUUGAAUGAGGCUAUAUCAAAUUUGAGGAUGACAAUUUCCUCUUUAGAAGAGAAGAUUGCAAAGGAAGAAUCAGAUAAAUUGGAAGUGAUGGAAUGUUAUAGAAAAGAAAAAGAAGCCAGAAAUGAAGCUGAGCAGAUGCAAGUUUCUCUUUCAACUGAACUUGAGAGAGUUUGCAAUGCGAGAUCAGCUGCUGAGCGGCAGGCCACCGAAAAUGAAAACUUGUACAAUAGAUCAAAAGAGUAUAAUAUCAGUUUGCAGCAGUACAAUAGUAGCCUUCAGGCAAAUCUUGACGCAGCUAGUGCGGCACAAAAACGACUGGAAACUGAGAAAUCAAGUAUUGUUGAGAACCUUAGCAAUGUUAGAGGCCACAAUAAGGCAUUGCAAGAGCAGUUGGCAUCUCAUAAAGCUUCACAGGAAGAGGCUACAAAGGCAAAAGACAUGUUAGCUAAUGAACUCAAAUGCCUCCGAGAUGAACUAAAACAAAUAAGAGACGACCGUGAUCGCCAAUUGGGACAAGUACAAGCUUUAACUGGAGAGGUAGCAAAAUACAAAGAGUAUACAGGGAAAUCAAGUGAACAGUUGGGUACAUUGAUGGCUAAAACAAAUGCUCUCGAGGAGGUAUGUACUUCACAAAGGCAACAAAUAGAUAUGUUGCAGCAGCAGUUGAAUGCCGAAAAGGAGAAGUUAAAGAUGGCCGAUUUGUCUUUUUCGGAAACACAAACGGUGUUUGAAGACCAGAAAAGAACUAUAGGUCAACUACAAGAGAGACUGGCUGAAAAAGAGCUCCAAGUAAUUGAAGGAGAGACAUUACGUAAAAAAUUGCACAACACUAUUCUGGAAUUAAAAGGAAAUAUCCGUGUGUUCUGCCGUGUUCGACCUUUGCUACCAGAGGAUGGUCCUGCAGCAGACAUGGUAGUUACUUUCCCUUCAUCAACAGAAGCUCUUGGUCGAGGUGUUGAAUUGGCACAGAGCGGUCAGAAGUAUUCUUUUACAUUUGACAAAGUAUUUAAUCAGGAGGCUUCACAGCAGGAUGUUUUCACCGAGAUUUCUCAGCUAGUACAAAGCGCGCUUGAUGGGUACAAGGUUUGCAUUUUUGCUUAUGGACAAACAGGUUCUGGAAAAACCUAUACGAUGGUUGGCAGGCCUGGCCCUCCUGAGCUCAAAGGCUUGAUACCACGUUCACUUGAACAGAUAUUCCUCGUUAGUCAGUCUCUGAAAGAUCAAGGGUGGAAGUACACAAUGCAGGCCUCAGUACUUGAAAUAUACAACGAGACCAUAAGGGAUUUGUUAUCACCAACAGAAAAUCCUGGAAAGAAGUACAAUAUUAUACACGAUGCCAAUGGAAAAAACACAUAUGUUCCGGACCUAACUAUUGUGGAUGUUUGCGGUGCAGAUGAGAUUUCCGCCCUUUUAAAACAGGCUGCACAAAGCAGGUCAGUAGGAAGAACACAGAUGAAUGAACAAUCGUCGCGAAGUCACUUUGUCUUUACUCUGCGAAUUAGUGGUGUUAAUGAGAACACUGAACAACAGGUUCAAGGUGUGCUAAACCUGAUAGAUCUUGCUGGAAGUGAAAGGCUGUCGAAAAGUGGAGCAACUGGGGACCGCCUGAAUGAAACUAAGGCGAUAAACAAAAGUCUCUCCUGUUUGAGUGAUGUCAUUUUUGCCUUGGCAAAGAAAGAGGAUCAUGUCCCCUUCAGGAAUUCUAAACUGACAACCCUUCUCCAGCCAUGUCUUGGCGGAGAUUCUAAGACUUUGAUGUUUGUAAAUAUUUCACCCGAUCCAUCUUCAACUGGAGAGUCACUCUGCUCUCUUCGUUUUGCCGCGAGAGUAAAUAGUUGUGAGAUUGGUAUUCCUCGGCGCCAGACAUCCAUGAAGGCUUCUGAUUCUCGUUUGAGCUAUGGCUAAGCAAGGUCUGCUAGCAAAAUGGCAUAGCUCAGACCAUAACCAAAAUAUAUUGAGCUUGUAGUGAUAGAAGAAGUGUUGUGUUGUUCUAAGUAUGGUAAAUGUAAUUGUGUUAAGUUUUAGAGAAUUGAGCUUGUAGUGGAUUGGCUAUCACUAUAGCCUCAGCGGUGUUGUUGAUGCCCUGUAUCAUUUAGCUGUGAUAUGACAAAAUUUAUUUUAUUUGAGCAGCUUGUUGAUUGUAAUCUAUGUAAUAUCACAUAAUUUGAUUAAUUCUUGCAACUUCACAAGGUUGAUUGGAUGGCACGUCAACAGUUGUUAACAACAUGCUUUGGGUCAUGUAGAAUGCUGUUGAUUUAAUUACCA
Molecule: messenger RNA, 2906 nt
Organism: Medicago truncatula (barrel medic)
Lineage: Eukaryota; Viridiplantae; Streptophyta; Magnoliopsida; Fabales; Fabaceae
Product: kinesin-like protein KIN-14D
Exons: 17
Coding region: 183-2546 (787 amino acids)
Biological process (GO): microtubule-based movement
Molecular function (GO): microtubule binding; ATP binding; microtubule motor activity
Source: RefSeq, a predicted model, not a curated record